This is a messenger RNA of Lachancea thermotolerans CBS 6340, 1374 nucleotides long. It is a transcript of the gene MCH1, whose product is annotated as Mch1p. Gene Ontology annotation, biological process: transmembrane transport. Gene Ontology annotation, cellular component: membrane. The record is from RefSeq and is a predicted model, not a curated record. Bases 1 to 1374 code for a protein of 457 amino acids. The transcript has a single exon. Gene Ontology annotation, molecular function: transmembrane transporter activity. NCBI's taxonomy places the organism in Eukaryota, Fungi, Ascomycota, Saccharomycetes, Saccharomycetales, Saccharomycetaceae.
AUGACCUUGUCGACCGUGGAGCAUUGGCUCACGUUCCAUGUGCGCUCAUGCCUCAAGUCUAAGUUCCACAUCACCACGCUCCGUAAGGUUGCGUUUGUUAUCGCCCUAAUUUCUUGUGUGGCUUCAGGUCUCGUAACAAUCAUUUCGUUGUUCACGGAGCCUUGGCGCCAGCACAAACACUUCACCUCGCUGCAGAUCAACCUGAUUUCCAGCGCGGUAAAUCUAGGAGGCUACCUGACGCCACCGCUACUGGGCAUCCUUUCCGACUCUCAUGGACCCGUAAUCCUAAGUUGGAUGGCAGUCCUUGGGUUUGUACCGAGUUACGCCUACAGCUCCUACGCAUUCGACCACCCUGGCGCGCAUUUCGCCUUCACGCUUGUCGCAUUUGCUGCCAUUGGUGUUGCCACAAGUGCGCUUUUCUUUAGUGGCCUACUGACCUGCGCUAAGCUUUACCCAAGAUAUAAAUUCUUGUCUAUUAGCUGUCCUACUACCUUCUACGGUCUCUCGUCACUCCUGGCCUCCGAAGUCCUGAAGCAUCCCUGGUUCUCUAGGACAUAUGACCAUCUAGACCUAGGACGCGUGUUCCGCUCCUUUGCAUGGUUUUACGCUGUAGUUGGUACGCUAACUUGGGUCUCAACAAGCAUUGUCGCAAUGCUCAAAGAACCUGUGGAGCAGGAGGAGCACGAGCCGCUGUUACCUACCGACAGUCGCGUGCCUCCCGCUCAAGAUUACGUGGAGCGCAUGCGUCGUUUUGUUCGCGAUCCAAGCGCCUACUUGAUGAUGUUGGCUUUCUUCCUCACCAUUGGAGCCCUUGAAAUGUUUUUAGCCAACAUGGGCUCCCUAGCAGCAUUGGUCGCACCCAACAAUCGCGAUAUUCAGGCUCGCGUUCUCUCAUACUAUGCGCUCUGCUCCACACUCACUAGACUAUGUGUCGGGCUACUCGCAGACUUCUUUACAAAGUACAACCUGUCCCGCAUGUGGAUUCUGUACGGAAUGCUGCUGAUAGGCCUCAUAAGCCAGAUCCUGGUACCAAACAUUGGCCGCAGUAAGGCUUUAGUGACGCUUUCCAGCGCUCUAUCAGGAACAGCCUACGGAGGGCUGUUCACCAUAUUCCCUACUUUGACACUCAGCGUGUGGGGAGACGCGGUGUUUGGCACCGCUUAUGGAUGCUUCAUGGUUGCUCCGGCUAUCGGGUCGACUGUGUACGGCAUCGUGUACGCAAGAAUCUACGACACGCAGUGCUCAGUUGAGAACCCUAGCUCCACAUGCAUUAGGCCGGCGUUCUACGUUACUAGUAUCUCGUUUUUCGUCGCUCUUCUCACCAGCAUCACUAUAUAUGUUGGGUUCUGGAAACGGAGAGCAGUUGAAAUUUAA